Messenger RNA from Brassica oleracea var. oleracea, 821 nucleotides. RefSeq lists its product as uncharacterized. Lineage: Eukaryota; Viridiplantae; Streptophyta; Magnoliopsida; Brassicales; Brassicaceae. Gene Ontology annotation, biological process: regulation of gene expression. The annotation marks the transcript as partial. The transcript has a single exon. The record is from RefSeq and is a predicted model, not a curated record. Gene Ontology annotation, cellular component: nucleus.
GUAGUCUGUUAAAAUCCAAAUAAAUUUCACUAGAAAUAAUUUGGGGAAAAGAUAAUCUCGUCGUCGCCCUAGCCCCUAGGGAUCAAGAUGUCGCCUCCUCCGAGCUGGUUCACGGAGAAUCAAGGGGAAGUUUAUGAAGGUCGGCGUAGAGGAUCGGAAUCGGACGAAGAGCUGAAGGGGCUGAGCUACCAGGAGUACCGGAGGCUCAAACGGAUCAAGAUGAGGAACACUGGUAGGUUCUGCAUCUGGAACAACACGCCGAGUCCACCGAGAGAUCCGAACGAGGAUGAGAACGCCAAUGGUGAUGAUGAUGAUGAUAACCUGACGAAAGCGAAAGGCGAAUCUGAUUCCGGUAAGUCGCAAUCUGAAACUGACCGAUCUAGGAAGCGUAGAGGGAUGAGAUCUUAUGAUAGCGAUAGCGAAUCUGUAGAGAGUGAGAGUGAUUCUGAUAAGGAAGAUAGGAGACAACGUAGUAGAAGGAAGAUUAAGAGUAAGAGGUCUAGGAGAUCUUAUGAUAGCUAUGGUGAAUCUGAAGAGAGUGAUUCCGAUGAGGAAGAUAGGAAGAAAAGCACAAGUAUUAGGAAAAAGAGAAGAUACAGUGAUUCUGAUGAGAGCAGCGAUGCAUCUGAGAUUAGUGCUUCCUCUUCUGGUGAUGAACAACACACCAAGUCAAAGAUCAACAGGCGGAAGAAGCUCUCAGGCGAUGGUUCCGACGAGGGACGAAGAAGUAAGAAGAAGAAAAGAAGCAGAAGUAGGAGAAAGAAGCCAGGACAUAGGAGGAAGAGCAGCGACAUUAGUGCUUCUGGGGAAGAACGUAGCAG